Messenger RNA from Protopolystoma xenopodis, 477 nucleotides. The record is from the annotation of a GenBank genome assembly. NCBI's taxonomy places the organism in Eukaryota, Metazoa, Platyhelminthes, Monogenea, Polystomatidea, Polystomatidae.
AUGACUUCAUGCUUUGCGACCCAAUGUACCAUCUUCCGAUGGCAGCGAGCCCUUCCGUCCGAUUUUCCGGACGAGAAUACAUGCGCCGUCUACAGCGCCGCGUAUGGCCACCUAUUUCUGCCUCCAAGCCGCCCGGAGCGAUGCGAGUGGUACAGAGUUCGACGCGAAAAAAUGCCCAUACUCAUCUUCAUCGCGCCGUACCCAUUCCGUCUGGUUUUUCGCCUCUUUUUUCCGGGCUAUUCUGGCCGAAUCAGUCGUCCAGCGCCUCGAUCGGGCUGGACAUUUGACUGCAUAGAGGCGUCAAUUUCUUCAUCAAUCCAAGCUUCCUGUUCCACAAAUUGUGCGCAGCUCAAUUAUCUCUACAGGUUUCACGUAUCGACAAAGGGUGAAGGUCGCGUGCAGGGCCAGAGAAGAUGUCAUGCCAAUUGCCCAGGACACAAGGCCAGCAUCAACUUGAAUAAAAUUAAUCGCGGCUAA